Messenger RNA from Diaporthe amygdali, 1752 nucleotides. RefSeq lists its product as uncharacterized. Lineage: Eukaryota; Fungi; Ascomycota; Sordariomycetes; Diaporthales; Diaporthaceae. Gene Ontology annotation, biological process: protein phosphorylation. The record is from RefSeq and is a predicted model, not a curated record. The coding region runs from base 1 to 1752 and encodes 583 amino acids. The transcript has 8 exons. Gene Ontology annotation, molecular function: ATP binding; protein kinase activity.
AUGGCUGCUCAACCCGACGCCGAAGCGCAACUGCGCUUGUUGACAUUUCGCAACUUGCAGACAGAUCUUGCGACCUAUUUCAACGAUUACAGACAGGGAAUCAUGCGUGCAUACCCCGAUGUGGUGUUACGAAGGGUUGCCGCAGACCAGAACGCCGACGCGGACGAUCUUCUUCGGGCUCGAAAUCGUCCCGCCCAAAAUUGGAAACGACUGUGGCGCAAGAGAUUUCAAGGACAUGAUCUAGAUGGUGACAUACCCGUGCAAAUCGCAGCCUCACGCGUUAGCAGGUUACUCCGUAGCAAAGGGAUGGACAUUAGACUUAUAAAAGUCCUUGGAACUGGCGGCCAAGGCAUGGUGAGCCUUUGGGAAAUCAACAACAGGCGCAUAUGGAAGAGGGUUGUAAUCAAGUCAACCGUGGCAGAGGGGGGCGUCCUGCAGCGAGAAAAGAUGAUGACAUUGAACGUGAAGCGAGCGAGACAUACUGUACAGCUGCUGCGUUUCAACGGAGAUAUAAUGCAGCCUAAAAAUGACGGCUCUGACGAAACGCAAGAUAUUCAACGAUGGCAGCAGGCGGAUAAUAGUUUGGAGAUCCUAUGCCUUGAGUAUAUGAAAAACGGAGAUGUGCUUCACUUCCUGAUGCGAGUUGGCUCUCUAGGGAUGUAUGUGCCUAAUAAGGUCCUGUGGAGGAUUUUCACUUGUCUCGUCAAAGCCUGUGUCGCCAUGGCGUACCCACCGAGACAUUCAAAGAACUUGGCUUACGAGGAUUGCUGGUCUGACCCACCGGGGUUAGACGAUAUUGAAGAGUCAUUGCCCAAUGGCCCUGAUGAUGCUAUCAAGUAUCUCGCCUAUGAUCUGGUUCACUUCGAUCUGGACGGACAGAACGAAGUACCGGUCUUCAAGGUCGGCGACUUCGGCUUGGCCCGUCCAGCUUCGGACCCGGCGAACCACGCACACAACAUCUGGCACAUUGGUAUUUUGAUGCACAUGAUCGCUACGCAAUCUCUCUGGACAAUGCCUCCUGCCGCAAUUGGUCCCGUGAAUGACCAUGUCGCAAUGGCUGAAAUGUUCCCGUCACCCUUGGAGUUCAAGGAUUUUGAUAGGAAUCCGGUGCGGCCAUUUUAUACUUAUGGCCUCUGGCUCUCAAAUAAAAACUCACUUAACUCGGAGCUCGACGUUUAUCUCAUGAUGGUCUUGGUUCGCUGCCUUGCGGCCGACCCAGAAGACCGGCCAUCGCUGAGAGAGCUCCUGCGAUGGUGCAGCUGGAGGGAAAAUGAUGCACAUUGGGAUGACCAGCAGGAAAGUGUCCGAGACUGGUCGGAUGCAAAUAUAAACCAACCUGCACCUCCGCCUCCGUCGGCUGCAGCUGCUCAGCCUGGUCUUGCUAGGAUUGGACCAGACGUUAUGGAGCGUCUCGCAGAUGCAGCAGAAAUGUUGCGCAUCGGCGGGCUGGCGACCAGGGCGGAGAAAGCGGAGCAGUCCCGGCUGCGCCGCGUAGCACCGGUGGGCAAUAUAAGACAGCAAUUUCAGGAUGGAGAAGGUCCUCCGCCGUCACCAGGUGUCCGAAGGGCUCCUGUUGGCUGGUGGGAUACGGUGGUUCAGAGUCGUUUCGCACAAUUACAAAAUCUGCUGAAUAUUGGAAGGUUACCAUCCCCAGCCGAUGAUCCACCACCGCGAGAUUUGCGUCGUCGGCGACCACUUAAUGACUUGAGAGGACGAUAUCGCGCCGAAGAAGAGGAUGAUUUGGCGUUGUAG